AUGCCUCUCAUUCAUCGUCAAACCGCCGACGGCGUGGUCGUGGUCCCUGCCACCUACGGCGACUACUCUGAUCUCGGCCCCGGCGCCAUAGUCGGCAUUACCCUCGGCGCCGUCGCCGGUUUCCUGCUCAUUCUCUGGACGGUGUACAUGUGCCUCAACUUCGGCCGGCCGAUCGACACCUCAUCCUCGUCAGUGUACACCGGUACCGCCUCGGCCUACUCUGUGCGCCGCUCCAAAAGCCGGCAUCAUCACCACAAACACCGCAGCCCCCGCACGAGAGUGAUUGCGACGGAGGAGGUGCGGGUCAGGGAGAGGGAAAGCAUCAGCAGGCCGCCGGGCCCGGUCAUUGUCGAAGCCGCGCCGAUGAUGCAGGAGCGCAGGGCUAGCCGGCCGCCGCCUCCGAGGGUCGUGACUGAUGACGAGGACGAGGACGAAGUGGUUGUGAUUGAGGAACACACACCCGAGAGGAGGCGGCGGCGACACAGCAGUUCGCAACGACACAGUAGUUCGCGGAGGCAUAGUCACCGGGGCGAGAGCCGGCGACGGAGCCGGGAUUACUGA
This is a messenger RNA of Colletotrichum spaethianum, 561 nucleotides long. RefSeq lists its product as uncharacterized. The record is from RefSeq and is a predicted model, not a curated record. Bases 1 to 561 code for a protein of 186 amino acids. The transcript has a single exon. Lineage: Eukaryota; Fungi; Ascomycota; Sordariomycetes; Glomerellales; Glomerellaceae.